Emericellopsis cladophorae is the source of this 1005-nucleotide messenger RNA. Its product is annotated as NAD-dependent epimerase/dehydratase family protein. Bases 1 to 1005 code for a protein of 334 amino acids. The record is from RefSeq and is a predicted model, not a curated record. The transcript has a single exon. NCBI's taxonomy places the organism in Eukaryota, Fungi, Ascomycota, Sordariomycetes, Hypocreales, Bionectriaceae.
AUGACUGUCAUAACCAGGACCAACCCGAUCGCGGGCCACCGCGCAGGAGGCGAGAUACUGGUCACCGGCGGCGCGGGCUUCAUUGGAUCCAAUCUAGUCGACGCCCUGUUGAGCGAAGGCUGCUGGCACGUCACAGUCCUCGACAACUUUGAGGACUUCUACUCGCCAGCCAUCAAACGAGCCAACCUCGCGGCGCACCAUGGCAACCCAAGCUUCACAUUGUACGAGGUCGACAUACGGCACAAGGAGGACCUGCGGUCGGUCUUUGAGGAGAACAAGUUCGACACCAUUGUCCACCUCGCCUCCAAAGCCGGCGUGCGGCCCUCGCUGGAGCGCCCAGGCGACUACCUCGACACAAACACCACGGGAACGCUGAACCUCCUGGAAUGCGCAAGGGAAUUUGGCGUGGGCACCUUCGUCUUCGGGUCGUCCUCCAGCGUGUACGGCCUCAACGCCAAGGUCCCCUUCUCCGAGGCGUGCAAGACCUCGCAGCCAAUUUCCCCCUACGCUGCGUCCAAGGCGGCCGCCGAGCUGCUCUGCCACACGUACGCGCACCUGUACGCGAUCCGCUGCGUGUGUCUCCGCUUCUUCACCGUGUACGGCCCUCGACAGCGUCCAGACCUGGCGAUUCACAAAUUCGCAAAGUUGAUUGCCGAGGGGAACCCCAUCCCCGUCUUUGGGGAUGGCAGCACGCGGAGGGACUAUACCUAUAUCGACGACAUCAUCCAGGGCGUUCGGGCGGCGAUGGACUAUCGAGGCUCGUACUACGAGGUAUUCAACCUCGGCGAGUCGCAGACGAUUGAGCUGGGUCAGUUGAUCGCCUUGCUCGAGCAGAGCAUAGGGCGCACAGCUAAAAUUGAUCGUCGCGGCGCACAAGCUGGCGAUAUGGCUGUGACAUUUGCCGACGUAUCCAAGGCGAGUCGGCUGUUGGGGUAUAAGCCCACGACGAACAUCAGUCAAGGGAUCCCCAAGUUUGUAGAGUGGUUUCUGGAUCAGCGAGCGUAA